AUGGCCCCUCCCAGUAAAUUGUGGAAAACAUUUACUAAAAUAAACCAAAUAUUGGCUAAGUGUAACUUAUGCAACACAAUCAUAAAAACCAGUGGAAAUACGUCAAAUCUUAAAGCACAUCUCGAAAAGCAUACCAAGAAGAACGUGGAUGAAACCGAAGGCACAACCAAGAAAAAACAGGUUGCGAUUUCAAGCUUUGUGUCUUGUAGCCAAAAUAGUAGCCAGGUCCAGGAAUACGGAAAACGAAAAAAAUCUAGUUUGGACAAUGUGGUUGAUGAUCCAGACGAUCCAGAUGAGAUUUGUAGCGUCACAAGUGAUACACAUGGACAUGGUGUUGUUGCUGAACCGUCAAGCAUAUGUAUUCCUAAACAACAAAAUAUUGACAAAAUGUUUGGCCAGAUAUCAUCAAUAGCUGUUGGCGGUUCCCAAUAUCACCGUAUAAAUGAAUCAAUUGCUUAUUAUAUCUGUAAAGAUAAUAAGCCAUUUUCUACUGUUGAGGGAAAGGGAUUUCUUCAUAUGAUGAAACAAGUAUGUCCAUUAUACAAAGUUCCCUCAAGAAAUACAAUGAAAAAUAUUAUAGACCAAAAGUAUUCCAUUGUUGAAACGCGAUUUCGUUUAGCAUUGCAAGAUAUUAAUUAUUUUUCACUGACAACUGAUAUUUGGACUGAUACCCAACAGAUGAAGAGUUUUCUUGGUUUAACUAUACAUUUUUUGGAAAACCAAUCUUUACAAUCUGGUACUUUUGGAGUCAUUGAACUUAAUCAAUCACACACUGCCGAGUACAUAUCCAGAGAAAUAUCAAAUUGUUUAAUUAGAUGGAGUGUUGACAAAUCAAAAAUUGUAGGAAUUACUAGCGAUAAUGGGGCAAACAUGGUGAAAGCAGCUAAAGAAUUAUUUGGUGUUGAAAAACACAUUCCAUGUUUUGCACACACAAUCAAUCUUGUGGUUGAAAACAUAAUAAAAAACACUGAUUCGUUAUUAAAUCUCUUAUCAAAAGUGCGAGAAGUUGUAAAAUAUUUUAAACGCAGUACACAUGCUAGUGAUCAGCUUAGGAAAAGGCAAAUUGACGAAGAAUUGUCUUCAUUAAUAUCUGAUAUAUUACUACAUCGUCCAUCUGCACCUUCAAUGCCUUCCGCCAUCAACCUUCAAGAACUUCAAGGUGUCCUAGUAGUACUGCGACCAUUUGAAAACGUUACUUUAGAGAUGUCAUCGCAACGUAAUGUGACUAUUAGCAAAGUGCUUCCACUUGUGAGUUGCUUAAAUAAUAGCAUAACUUCGUACACACCUGAUACUGAAUUGGGGUCAAAAUUAAAAGAUGUAGCAGUUGCUGAAUUAAACAAAAGAUUUGGGAAUAUUGAAAAAUUCUAUUCAUUUCCUAUUGCUACAUUACUUGAUCCUAGAUUUAAGAACCUUCAUUUCAAAGAUCCUGAUGAUUGUUCCAAAGCUAUUACAAAGUUAAAAAAAUUACGCAUCAAAAAUCAAAAAAAAAAAUCAUCAAAAUCAACAUCUAUAAAUCAGGAAUCAGCAUCAGACCAAAUGGUUAUGCAAUACUUAGGAACACCGGUUAUAAAUCUCUCCCAAGAUCCUAUUGAAACAUGGGAAGAAAUGAAAAUGGUGUACCCACAACUGUACAACGAAAGUCAGAAAAUGUUCUGUAUUUUGGCGACAUCAGUUCCAUCAGAAAGGUUGUUCUCUAAGGCUGGAGCCACGUUAUCAAAAGAAUGCAACAGGUUGUUGGGAAAAAGGCUGUCAAAAUUACUAUUCUUAAACUCAAUUGAUGAUAAAUACUGGUUUUGA
Melanaphis sacchari is the source of this 1797-nucleotide messenger RNA. Its product is annotated as zinc finger BED domain-containing protein 1-like. The coding region runs from base 1 to 1797 and encodes 598 amino acids. Lineage: Eukaryota; Metazoa; Arthropoda; Insecta; Hemiptera; Aphididae. The record is from RefSeq and is a predicted model, not a curated record. The transcript is spliced from 6 exons. Gene Ontology annotation, molecular function: protein dimerization activity; DNA binding.